Molecule: messenger RNA, 2002 nt
Organism: Acanthochromis polyacanthus (spiny chromis)
Lineage: Eukaryota; Metazoa; Chordata; Actinopteri; Pomacentridae
Gene: neil3
Product: nei-like DNA glycosylase 3
Exons: 10
Coding region: 64-1812 (582 amino acids)
Biological process (GO): base-excision repair
Cellular component (GO): nucleus
Molecular function (GO): zinc ion binding; damaged DNA binding; DNA N-glycosylase activity
Source: RefSeq, a predicted model, not a curated record
ACGAAGGCGUCAACAAACCUUUUAGCUGCUGAUGCACAGUUGACUCUUGACUGAACCAGAAAGAUGGUUGAAGGUCCGGGUUGCACAUUAAACGGAGAGAAAAUCCGUUCGAAAGUCAAGAAAGGACAGAAGCUGAAAGAGCUCAGAGGCACUUUGAUAACAUCAAACAAAAACUCCUCUGAGACAAAUGCCUUCCGCUGUUUUCAUGGCUCUCAGUACACCCAUGUCGAAACCCUGGGCAAGGAACUUUUCAUGUACUUCGGUCCAAAAGCUUUAAGAGUCCACUUUGGUAUGAAUGGAUCGAUGCGUAUAAACCCUGCUGAGAAGAGGGAUAGAACGGGCUCCGCUCCAGUCUUGGAAAUACACCUCACCAACGACAUUGUGUGCUUCUUUGACAGCACUGUAGAAAUAAGGUUAACGGAGGACUGCGAGCAGAGAAUGAGGGCCAUGGAGUGUCUGGAUGUGUGCUCCGCUAAGUUCAGCUUCUGCCGUUCUGAGGAGGCGGUGAGGAGCCAAAGUGGCAGGAUGCUUUGUGACGUUCUCCUAGACCAAGCCGUCAUGCCGGGAGUCGGCAACAUCAUUAAAAACGAAGCCCUGUUUGACUCUGGCCUCCAUCCAGCCGUGAAGGUUCAGCAGCUGACAGACGAGCACAUCCACCACUUGGUGAAGAUGACUCGUGAUUUCACUCUUUUGUUUUACAAGUGUCGCAAAUCUGGCUCUCCUCUCUACAAACAUUACAAAGUCUACAAGCGUCCCCAGUGCAGCCAGUGCUUUAAUGCCAUCACAGUCUGUCGUCUUGGAGACAACGGCAGGAUGACUUACCUCUGUGAGCGCUGUCAGAAGGGAGAUCCUAGCAGGGUUGACAUCAGUAAGCUCCCCCUCAGAAACAGUUUGAUCGGUUGGACCUACAACGAGAGAAGCAAUGAUAAUGUGGGUAAGAAGGAGGAAGAGGACUGGGCCUGUCAACUCUGCACGCUCAUCAACCAGCCAGCAGCAAAAGCCUGUGAUGCCUGUCUUACUCCAAGACCAGAGGUCCACAAAGAUGACAUUAGCGCUGAAGCAUCACCCUUCACCGCUGAUUUGAUUAAAUACCCCUGCACCGCUUUCAAGAAACCACAAGAGGAGCUCAAAGUCAACUGGAGGUCUGCAUUCGGGACUUCCACCCUUGUUUUCUCUGACUUGAGCAAGAAGCCAAAGCCUGUAAACUUCCCGCUCUCCCCAGUCGGCAGUCAUUUGAAUUCCUUGGCGGCAGGAGGAGGUUUAUAUAAAUACAGCGUCUGCCAAGGGACAACAAGCCCCAAUUAUGCCUCUGGUGGCUGGCAGAAGCAAAGUGUCGAGCUCUCCAAUGGGGAAUCACUGGCCUCCUACAGUCACCCAUCCAAGAAAAUGAGAAUUGAUCACAGUCCCUUUCCCAGUAACAAUGCUCAAAAUGGAGCCCCCAACUCAGGUACGCACAAAAUGGAUUCGACAAGCCGUGCAGCUUCCAUUUCUUCCAGUCCCAGCGCUCCUUGUUGUGCAUCCCAUUGUCGCCCAGCUGUAGUCAGAGUGGUCCGCAAGGAGGGGGAGAAUAAGGGACGGCAAUUCUACUCCUGCUCGCUACCAAGAGAGACCAAGUGCAACUUCUUUGAGUGGGCAGACUUGCACUUUCCUCUUUGUCACCAUGGGAAACGCUGUUUAAUGAGGACCGUUCUAAAACUGGGGCCCAACAAUGGUCGGAAUUUCUACACUUGCAGCUUUGCAAAGGGUAAACAAUGUGAGUUUUUCCAGUGGGCAGAGAAUGGACCAGGGGUUUCCAUCCUCCCUGGCUGCUAAUGUGUUUAUAAAAUGCAAUUACUUCUAAGUAAAACUUCUACAUUUCCAGAGAUAAACUUAUAUGAAAAGUUAAUGGAUAAUACAAUAUUCCCAGCACAAAAUACACCCAUUUCUGACAACUGUACAUUCCAUGAGGAAAAUCCAUUAAAUGUAUGACCUUCAGAUCAUACCAAACACUUUGCUUGAAAAA